CACAAAGAAAAAAAAAAUGUUUGACGCAGCCCGCCCGACAGACUCCUGGUGGCCCAGCGGCCUCGACGACUUCCUCCAGGAUCGCGACGACUCAGACACCGGCGCACCGGCUGCCCACUCGUCCAGACCUAUAUAUUGGCGACGCAGCUCUGCUACCUACUUGAGCGUCCAUCACCAGCAACCCAUCCCGACCCACCAAUGCGAACGUGUUACUACGUCCUCCUUGGGGUCGAGCGCUCAGCGACCCCCGAGGAUCUCAAGAAGGCCUACCGAAGAAAGGCUCUGGAGCUUCACCCGGACAAAAACCCGAAUCGCAUCGAGGAGGCCACGCGGCUGUUUGCUCAGAUCCAGGAGGCAUACGAGGUCCUCAGCGACGAGAAAGAACGCCGAUGGUACGACUCCCAUCGCGAGGCGAUCCUCCGAGGCGACGACGACCCAAGCUCGGGCACGACAUCCCAGGGCCUGAGCGUCGACCAGAUCCUGAGUUACUUCUCCGUGUCCAAGUUCAAGGGCUACAACGAUGAGCCGAGCGGGUUCUUCUGCGUAUAUCGCAGCCUCUUCCACACAAUCGAGGCCGAGGAGCUGGACUCGUAUCGAAACGACUCCGAGGCCGCUAUCUCGGACGAGAUCCCAUCCGAGACCAACUUUGGCACAUCUGCGACACCCUUCAAGACCUCGGGCUAUCGCUCUGGUGCAGAUGAGUUCUAUGCAAAGUUUUUGCAUUUUUCGAGUUGCAAGUCGUUCCGAUGGUUCGACAAACACCGCCUGUCGGAUGCGCCCGACCGCCGGAUUCGCAGACUCAUGGAGAAGGAGAAUAAGAAGAUCCGCGAGACCCAGCGAAAGGAGUACAACGAGACCGUCCGCAAUCUGGCCGACUGGCUCCGGAAGCGAGAUCCCCGCUACAAGGCCUAUGUCCAGGAGCAGAAGCAAGAGACCGUGGCCAAGGAGAAGGAGGUCAAGGAGCGGCGUGAGGCCGAGAAGCGAGACCGGCAGCGGCAGGCCAGCGAAUAUGUUGAGCAGGCCUGGACUCGGGCGAGCGACGUCGCCUUAGCCUCGCUUCAUGAGGAGCUGGACGAGACGCCUCUGGAGUCGGAGCUCUAUGGCGAGCUCUUUUGCGCCGCCUGCAGCAAGGUCUUCAAAUCCGAGAAGCAGUGGAAGAAUCACGAGCAGUCAAGCAAGCACAUCCGACAAGUCGAAAAGCUGCGGCGAGAGCUGCUCAUGGAUGACGAACUGCACUCCCUCAAUCAGUCAAGCAACGCAUCGCUAGCAAGCCUUCAAUCCGACAUCGAGAUCGAGAGCCUCCACUCGCUCGAUCCAACCGAGGACCCAGAUGCUGCCCCGGCAGACCUUGAGAGUCUGAGCGCCUCCGACCUCGACCCCGACCCCGACUCCUUGGAGGCUAUUGAUGAAGCGGUGGACGACUUCCCGGCUGCAGAGCCCGCCCACACAACAAAAAAUGCAGACAAGAAACCGAAAAAGAAAACGGCAACGUUUUCCGAUGCCUCAACUAUCAUAUCCCUUGCUGAUGACACACACAGCGGGGAUGCAGUCCCGACACACGCCGAUGCGAACUCGGAGCUCGACGGUGACAGCGACGGUGCCGACUCGGUCGAUGGCAUAUCCGAGCUCCUGGCCAACCUCGGGAGCCGACGAUCUGGAAACGGUCGGAAGCAAAUGACCCUGAACAAUGACUCUGACGAUGCUGAGCCCUUGGCUGGUCCAAAGAAGAACAGUGCGAAAGCCCGGCGUGCGGCUCGCGAGGCGAAAAAGGUGGCUGCCCAGUCAGCGACGGCGCAACCAGCGCAAGUCCAGUCCGAAGGAAGCGUCCCAACGAGCGCCGCUGGCUCAACCAUCUUCAAAUGCAAUAAGUGCGCUACCGUCUUUCCGACCCGAAACAAGCUCUUUGAGCACAUCAAGCAAACCGGACAUGCCCUGCAUCCGGCCUACGCGGCCGAAGGCCCGCCGACCAAAGAAAAGAAGAGCAGGAAGGGAAGGUAGUAGGCAGAAACAGCACGACCUGCGGCAUAGCCGAUGAAGAAAGUCUCAUGAAGCAGCCUGGCGGAGCAAUAUCCUCCUGGAAAGCCACCGGCCGCAGUCCCGGCCAUCGCAGCUAUUCUGGAUGACACAUUGCAGAGCCGGUUCGAUCGACUUGCGAUUAGGCACAGCCGAUCGAUCUCUCUCGGUGCCAUUUGCGUGGACACUGCGGCCCCACGGUGGUGCCGGUUGCCUAUCUUUGGCAAUCGAUGGCGAUCUAUGAGCAGGACUCGCGAUAAUGCUGCCGAGGGUGGUGACGUGAUUUAUAGAUGCUGCGAUCGAGCGCCGCCCUUGGCGACAGGACAGUAAAUACAAACAGAUAACGACCACCAGUGUCUUCGCAACAGA
Molecule: messenger RNA, 2382 nt
Organism: Polychytrium aggregatum
Lineage: Eukaryota; Fungi; Chytridiomycota; Chytridiomycetes; Polychytriales
Exons: 3
Coding region: 199-1998 (599 amino acids)
Cellular component (GO): cytoplasm
Molecular function (GO): nucleic acid binding; zinc ion binding
Source: RefSeq, a predicted model, not a curated record